AUGGCCGUCACAUCAAAUGUUCCCCGUGGACCAGUCACGGCCAAGCUGAACUACUUCUCACCGCCAGCCGACGGCUCCAAGCCCUUCAACCAUGUCGACACGCCACCAGAGGGCCUUCCGCAGCGUAACUUCACAGACGAGAUAGUUGACACCCUCAUCCACGACAUCAGAGGGCAUGAGGGCGAAUACAACCUAGAUAAGGAUGCCUUCCAGGUGAUCCAGAACGUGCCGGAGUCCAAGGAGAAGGACUUCGUCGACGACGAAUCCAUCAAGGCCAACUACUAUCCCGAGCUCGAGGAGCUACUGCUGAAGAACGUCCCCGGGUCCAACCGGGUCGUCUUCUUCGACCACACCAUCCGCCGAGCAAACCCCAACGCGAAGCGGGCCCCCGUCAACAGGACGCACAUCGACCAGACCGCUGCCUCGGCCGAGAUGCGCGUUAGGAGACACCUCGGCGACGAGGCCGAUGCGCUGCUGAAGGGCAGAUACCGGAUCAUCAACGUCUGGCGCCCGCUGAACAAGAAGCCUGUCGAGUCAUACCCGCUUGCAUUCGCAUCCUCGUACAGCGUUGACGACGCGGACGUCAUUCCCACAGAGCACAGGUACAACAACGGGUACACUGGUUUCACUGCUUCCAUCAGGGCGAAUCCCAACCAGCGCUGGAAUUACCUGAGCGGCAUGACUGGUGAUGAGCGCCUCCUGUUGGAGUGCUUUGAUAGCGAGGCAUUGAAGGAGGGUUCGAACGUAAAAGGUGGCAGGCUCCCUCACACAGCCUUCGAAGAUCCACGGACGCACCCUGAGGCAGAAGGCCGCGAGAGCAUCGAAGUCAGGACGCUGGUUUUCGGGCCAUGA
This is a messenger RNA of Diaporthe batatas, 852 nucleotides long. RefSeq lists its product as uncharacterized. The transcript has a single exon. Gene Ontology annotation, molecular function: oxidoreductase activity. NCBI's taxonomy places the organism in Eukaryota, Fungi, Ascomycota, Sordariomycetes, Diaporthales, Diaporthaceae. The coding region runs from base 1 to 852 and encodes 283 amino acids. The record is from RefSeq and is a predicted model, not a curated record.